Fusarium poae is the source of this 1164-nucleotide messenger RNA. RefSeq lists its product as uncharacterized. NCBI's taxonomy places the organism in Eukaryota, Fungi, Ascomycota, Sordariomycetes, Hypocreales, Nectriaceae. The record is from RefSeq and is a predicted model, not a curated record. The transcript has 2 exons. Bases 1 to 1164 code for a protein of 387 amino acids.
AUGGACAUCAAGGCUCCCAGACCGGUCAUGGCCUUUGAUGUCAAAGACAGAACAACUCACAAAUUCAUCCUGGUCCAGCUUUUUGUCAUAAUAACAUUCGCCUUUCACACAACAACUCUUCUGUAUCUACCCAAAGUCAAAGAACGACUAAUACCAUCUCAUCCUCGGCUUUCAAUCACAUCACCGGCCGUUAUCGAUCAAGCCAACAACACGUCAGCGUUUCCCACGGUUAUCUCUUUGAGUGAAACACAAAACAAUGUUCAUUCCGCUGCCUUGAUAUGUGGUGACGUCUGGCUAGCUCUGAGUCUCAUGGCUGGAACUGAUGCCUUCUGGGUCGUGGCAACCUUUAACCACACCCUCAUGAAGAACUGGCACUAUUUUGUCAGUAUGCGAAUGAUGGCAUUAGCAUCUAUUCUAUCGUUCUGCCUGUACAUACCCUCGAAUUGGGGUGACAAGACUACUCGACUUCAGGAUUACUCCUUCGCCUUAUCUUUGUCCUGUCUCACAUAUUUCUUGUUCAACUACACGCUAUCACGAGCACAUCGACGUCCACCGACUACUCUUAUCAAUGCUCAGUUCGGAACACUCCAACAGUACAGCGAUAAAAUGCGUCGUUUCUCAUUCGGAUGGAGCCGUGCAUUACAAGUCUCUGCGAUCAUUUGUUCGUUUCCGACUGUUCUCACUGCAAUUAUACCUGCAGGAUGGGUAACUGUCAUCCCAUUGCUGACUAUACCAUUCGAGUCAAUUCUACUGGCUUCAAAAAAGCUGGGAAGGAGUCCAGAGUUCAUACUGAGCGGCGGUGUCUUCAUCCACGCAGUAUGCUUCACGCAUUGGGGUCUUUCACAAGUCACUUCAAGUCCACGACUUGUCCUCCCCUCAUGGGCGUUUCUAGCGCUUGUAGUGGCAGGACGACUCAUUCUGGACUUGCAUCUACAAUCUUCAUCACUCAAGUACCAGGAGUUUCUGUGGGUGAGGAAAGAGGUUCUUAUUUCAACAAAGACUCUUUUGGGUAUUUGUGCGUUUUGUCUACUGGCAGAGCAGGUUGGGGUACUUGUAGUAUCAUACUGCAAGUUAUUCAUUAUACCUGUGUUUUACUCAAUUAGUUUAUUGGGUGUCGCGACGCCUGCAGCAUAUAGCAUCGUCACAAAAAAGGUGAAACAAUAA